Messenger RNA from Meira miltonrushii, 1728 nucleotides. RefSeq lists its product as uncharacterized. The transcript is spliced from 4 exons. The record is from RefSeq and is a predicted model, not a curated record. The coding region runs from base 1 to 1728 and encodes 575 amino acids. Lineage: Eukaryota; Fungi; Basidiomycota; Exobasidiomycetes; Exobasidiales; Brachybasidiaceae.
AUGACGGGUAAUCAAGUCGAAUGGAACUACGACGGCGGUGAUAAAGAGCUUAAUGGAAGCACGGCACGCAGAGGUGAUGCUUGUAAUGCUGCUUUCACUGCAGCUUGCUUGAAGAAGUAUGGUUGUGAUACAAGAUAUGAAAUUCCACAAGAUUGGCCUACAACUUGUGACGAAGCCCCUCCUGCUGCUUUUCUCGAGGGUGGUCUUGGCGCUUCUAUCUCUUGCGCCUCUAAUCGCCAACAACAAUUGCAAGGUCGACUUUUGGCACAAUUGUCACAUUUAUAUGCCGGAGAUGGGCAACGCUAUUUGAACGAUGGACGUUUACAUCCCGUCAUUGUUUCACUGGAUUACAGCCAACACCCUUCAAGCGAACAUGGUAAAGUUUUGGCUGGUGGUGCAACAACAAAUAGCAAAACCCCAAAGGCCAGUACCACCAUCACAGGAAGAGCACCGGAAAAGACGACAACAAGCGGUGCUUAUACCUAUACUACAAAUGAGUAUGUAGGGAACGGACAAAUUGCAACUUGUACAGCUUCCACAACUUCAAAUGAUGGUUGUUCAAAUACAGCCAAUGUGGCACGAAGCUUACAGACCAAUGUUGUUGUUGCACUGCCACCUGCUAUCACGACCCCACCUCGAUUUACUGCAUUGGCUUCUCGCUCACUUCUUGCCAGAGCUACGUCUUCAUGUUCACGUAAAUCGGACAAAGAUAUGAGUAAAGAUAAAUCCAAAAAUGCAAAAAGGGCAGUAGAUUCGGCGAAAGAUUUAAUCGAUGGCUUUGAAGACGCUGAAGAUAUCGCUCAAGCAAUCAAAGAUGCAGCCGAGCGUGGUCUAGCCGGAGCAGCAGCAGCGGCUGCCGCAUUAUUGUCUGGUGACGAUAAUUCUUCCGGUGACCGUGAUGAAAUUUACCGAGAUGCUGCAUCUGCAUUAUCUGAAGCUGCUCCGAUGAGAAUAUACAGCAAUGAUGAUGUUGAUGAGGCUUACACUGAUUUAUCCAUCGCGGCAACAGAAGCAAGCUCGGCUGCUGACAUUGCCAGCACAUAUAUGCCAGCUUCAAAACCAACAAGUAAACCCCCUUCUACACCUACCACUAGAUCAAAAGCUACCACCCCUCCUUCAACUUCAAAAACAAGUACAACUUCUGCAAAACCUACAACUACUUAUGCAGCACCAAGCGGUGGAUGCUAUGGAGAAGGUGAUAAAGCUUCUCUCUUCAUUAAAUCAGCCAACUUCCAUAUUGGCUGUAGUACUACAAAUGAUCCCACAGGUCAAGGCAAGGACUAUUUAGGAGGUAUUAUCUCUCCCGGUCUUCCAUUCGGUCUAUUACAGGGAGAUUGUCCAGGCGUAGAAGGCUUAUUCGGGAUUGACAAUAGCAAUCAAAACGCAGUUUGGAAUCCGAUUUGCGGCGGACAAGGUGAAUUGAGAGCUUAUUUCAAGACAAGACGUGCGCAUACAAUCACGGCAAAAGGAAGUAAAGGUAUAGCUCUUCUAUUCUUGUGGGGAGACAGAAAUUCGCAAAUUAGCAAGGUUUACCCUUGUCUCAACAAAGACUCGUUAGGCGAUAAUAUUCAAAUUAUUUCGGAUACAGUCAUCUUUGAUCACGACCAUCAAUCCCAAACGGUGAAAAGGACAAGCGAAGAAGAACCAUCAUUUUUGUCAAACGUUACGCAACUCUCUAUUGUCGCACCGAUCGUUGGGAAAGAUGCUCUGCUAUUCCCCCGACUGUAA